This is a messenger RNA of Pelodiscus sinensis (Chinese soft-shelled turtle), 1228 nucleotides long. RefSeq names its product SEC11 homolog C, signal peptidase complex subunit (gene SEC11C). Gene Ontology annotation, cellular component: membrane; signal peptidase complex. Gene Ontology annotation, molecular function: serine-type endopeptidase activity. The record is from RefSeq and is a predicted model, not a curated record. Lineage: Eukaryota; Metazoa; Chordata; Testudines; Trionychidae.
AGAGCCGUCGUGGCCCGAGACUUUUGCCACUAUUUCUUCGGACCACUUAUUUUUUUAAUGUCUCACGCAGGCUUCCCCAUCCCAAACCCUGCCCAGCGUCAUGACGUUGGACGCAAACCCCGCCCGGCGCCAUGACGACAGCGCCCCAAAAUUCAUCCUCCCCCGUUUUGGGGGGCGGUGUUGGCGGUUUUUCGGACCAAUCAGGCUUUUUUUGGGGGGCGGGUCUCCUGGCCACCCCGAGCUGAGCCUGGGGGGGUGCCGCAGCCGCCUUGUCUCGGCUGCUAGGGACACCUUGGGGGGCAUAGCCCUGCCCCGCUCACGCUGCCCCUGGAGGGCAUUGCCUUGCCCCACUCACGCUGCUCCGGGGGGGCGGGGUCUUGAGUGACUUAGCCUUGCCCCACUGUUUCUUGGGGUGCAGCCCGACGGGUUCAACCCUGCCCCAGCCUCGCAGCUGCUAGGUAGCGCCGGCUGGUGGGGGUCAGUGCCCCUCGCUCCCCAGUGCCUCGUUCCCGUACGGCGGAAGGAGCUGGCGAUGGACAUAUUCGGAGACCUGCGGCGAAUGAACAAGCGCCAGCUAUAUUACCAAGUAUUAAAUUUUGCCAUGAUUGUGUCUUCUGCACUUAUGAUAUGGAAAGGUCUGAUUGUCAUCACUGGAAGUGAAAGCCCUAUUGUUGUGGUACUCAGUGGCAGUAUGGAACCAGCAUUUCAUAGAGGAGACCUGUUGUUCUUAACAAAUUUCCAGGAAGACCCUAUCAGAGCGGGUGAAAUAGUUGUUUUUAAAGUUGAAGGCAGAGAUAUUCCUAUAGUCCACAGAGUACUCAAAAUCCAUGAAAAAGAAAAUGGAAACAUCAAAUUUCUGACUAAGGGUGAUAAUAAUGAAGUUGAUGACAGAGGCUUGUACAAAGAAGGUCAGAACUGGCUUGAAAAGAAAGAUGUUGUUGGAAGAGCGAGAGGCUUUUUGCCUUAUGUUGGGAUGGUUACCAUAAUAAUGAAUGACUAUCCAAAAUUUAAGUAUGCUCUUUUGGCAGUAAUGGGAGCAUAUGUAUUACUGAAACGUGAAUCCUAAAACAAGAAGGAAAAUGCCUUGCCCAAGACUGAAGUUAAAACCAUUAGAAAAACUAAUAUAUUUCAAAUGUUCCAAUUUCUUUAUAAGGUUACAGAGAUGUGCAUUUUUUUUGUUUUGUCCAACUAAAUUGUAUGGUUAAUUAAUAAACUUGUUGGCUGUUUA